This is a messenger RNA of Orbilia oligospora ATCC 24927, 1014 nucleotides long. RefSeq lists its product as uncharacterized. Lineage: Eukaryota; Fungi; Ascomycota; Orbiliomycetes; Orbiliales; Orbiliaceae. Bases 1 to 1014 code for a protein of 337 amino acids. The record is from RefSeq and is a predicted model, not a curated record. The transcript has 3 exons.
AUGCCGGCCGAGUAUCUAAGGCUUCAACCUGGUGAUCAUGGAGAAGUGAAUUCUGGAGACGAGCAUUAUAUACCUGUUUCGGAGACCUUCCUGAAGCGAAUAUCUAGGUCGUAUUUUUCAACUACAACGGGAUCGCGAAAGUCCUGCGCCAUUUGGAGCGCAAUCACCAUCGUUGGCAUUCUUACUCUCAUCAUUGGAACCGCAGUGUAUAAUGGUUUUGGAUAUACGGACCUUAAUUUUCAAAUAGAGGGAGACAAGGGGGAAAACCUAUCCGCGGAAACCGUUGCCCUUUCUACGCCUACAACAUCAAAAGACGACGGCGCCGACCGUCCUCUAAUCCUGUACGCCUACCACGAGAGUCCCAAUGCCCGUCAAAAUGCAAUUUUCUUCAUACACCACGGCCUACACUCAGCCGCAGAUUUCAUAUUCAUCCUAAACGGCCACACAAAUCUCACAUUACUAAUACCUUCCGCCCCUAACAUUCGAAUAAUCCAACGGACAAAUACCUGUUAUGACCUCGGGGCCUAUGGCGAACUCGUCGGCAUGACCUUCAACUGUGAACCAAUAUAUGGUGUUCGUCAUCUACAAUCCAUGAUAUUUGCCACGGACCGUAUCGGAAUCAACACCCUUCUAUCAGUAAUGAGUACCUGUUUUCCGAACUGGCUUUCCGCAGUAUACGGUGAAUCCAAUAGUACUCGUGCAAUCAUCAACGCAGGUUAUACAGUCUCAGCGAUGAUGACUUCUUUUGCAAGUCAAGAAAACUAUGCAGAUGAAUGUAAACAUGGAGAUAUACUGUUGGAAGGUGCUUAUUUUGGCGAUAAUUUACAUCCUUAUGAAACUAUUUUCCAGAAGGCGAAUCGAGAUUUUGGGAAGGAUGUGCUUAGUAGGUUGACGGAGUGGACGGAUCUAGCGGGCUAUUCAAGCUAUGAAGUCUGCGGGAAGAAAAAAGAGGAGUUGAAGCCGCUGGGUGGAUGGGGUAGGUGGGAAGAAGCUAGGAGGACGGGAUACUCAUGA